CCACUUGAUAACAUAAGAAAAUUUAUCUUAACAAUUUUUUUUCUGCUUACAAUUUGGCAAAACUUUCAGUGGAAACAGAAGAUACGAGAUCAACAGUUGCUCCUGAUCCCAUUCCUUUGACACGAGAGUCCAUAGCUGAUACUAGGGCUUUGAGUAGAUGCAAAGUGAUGAGUGGAUCAUUUCAGCGGGGUCGGUUCCAGGUGAUUACAGUUCCUCAGCAACAGUCGAUGAAAGUGACAUCUUUUGGAAUAGAGCACAUACCAGCUUUCAGUCAAAUGGCAAACCAUUCUAAUGAAGAGACUCUAGUAUUUACUGAAACAGAAAAGUCUCAGUUGAUAGAAAUGGAACCUGCUGUGCACAGUCCACAAACUUCAUUUUCUUUUCAGAAGUUACAAGCUCUUUAUGAAACCGUUAAAGAAGAUAAAGGAAUUCCCAAACAAGGUGACUUCUUGUCUUUCAGCACAGAUUGUGAGACUGGUAUAUCUUUUAUGACACCAGAAAAGGAAUUGGAAGAAACUUUAGCUGCAGGAAGUACUAUGCAGCCUGAAUCUGAACUGUUGCAUAAAGAGAGAGAAACACUGCCUAUUAGGAAACAGCCUAACUCUGAUAGUGAACUUUCAGCCCCUCUUGCUGGCAAUGAAAACUCAGUAGCAAAGACUGUUCCAGAGAGUGAUCAGUGCCAUGAAGAACAAGCCUGUGUUCAAACACAGAACUCACUCUUCUAUUCACCAUCUUCCCCAAUGAGCAGUGAUGAUGAGUCAGAAAUAGAGGAUGAGGACUUGAAGGUGGAGCUUCAAAGAUUACGAGAAAAGUAAGGACUUCUUUCUUCUGUUGCCUUGGAUUUUAUAGAACUUUGUAUUUAAUUGGUAGGUAAAUAUUUAGAAUUGAUGACAUUUUAAUAAUUAAAAACUUUUUAUGAUUGAAAACUGUAAAGAAGGCUAAGCCAAACCAAAACCAAAUUCAUUGCCAUCCAGUCAAUUCCAACUCAUAGCAACCCAAUUGGACAGAGUAGAGUUGACCACAGGGUUUCCAAGGCUUUUUAAUCUUUAUGGAAGCAGACUGCCACAUCUUUAUUCUGUGGAGCAACUGGUGGGUUUGAACUGCUGACCUUCAUUUAGCAGCUGAGUGCUUUAACCACUGCACCACCAGGACUCCUCCAAAGAAAGGCAAAAAGAUAUAUAAAUGUUAAAUAUUUAUGUAUCUUAAAGUUUUAUUUAAAAUGUUUUCAUAAUUGGAGGGCUAAUUAUAAUUUGUUUUGUGUCUGAGAUUCUUGGGAGUCCCUGAGUGGUGCAGUUAAUGUGCUCAGUUGCUGACUGAAAGGUUGGAGGUUCAAGUCCACCCAGAGGCUCCUCAGAAGAAAGCCCUGGUGAUUUAAUUUUGAAAAGUCAGUCAUUGAAUACCCUGUAGAGCUAGUUCUACUCUUAACACACACGAUUCCCACAAGUUGGAGUCGACUCAACAGCAUCUGGCUUAGUGAUAUUGUGGCAAUAUGUUUUAUCAUCUAGAAAUGCUAUUUUUGUGAAAUUAGUAUUAAGUUACUGAAUUCUUUUUUUCACCCACAAAUUAUAGCAUAUACCACAGACUGUUCACGUAUCUUGCUUUUUUUUUUUUACUUUUUCAUUAUAUUUUGGACCUAUAUCUGAAUCAUUCCUUUUUUUUUUUUUAAGCCAAACCUAUUGCCGUCAUGUCGAUUCCGACUCAUAGCGACCCUAUAGGACAGAGUAGAACUGCCCCAUAGCGUUUCCAUGGAAAGGCUGGUGUAUUCGAACAGCCAAACUUUUGGUUAGCAGCCAAACUCUUAAGCACUGCACCACCGGAGGCUCUGCUAUUCUGUUAUGUGGAUACACAAAAAUUAUGUACAAGCCUCCUGUCAUCCGCAUGCCAUUACUUUGAA
Molecule: messenger RNA, 1894 nt
Organism: Loxodonta africana (African savanna elephant)
Lineage: Eukaryota; Metazoa; Chordata; Mammalia; Proboscidea; Elephantidae
Product: serine/threonine-protein kinase WNK3-like
Exons: 2
Coding region: 168-815 (215 amino acids)
Source: RefSeq, a predicted model, not a curated record